AUGGCGACAGUAGCAAGUAAAGCACGUUGUGUUACAUGUGGAAAAGAGAAAAGUACAGUUCGAUGUGAUGGAUGUUCUCAACCAUUUUGCUACAAUCAUCUCGUAGAUCAUCGACAAGAAUUGAACAAACAAUUAGAUGAAAUUGAAGUCAGUCGAGAUCUUUUUCGACAAACUCUUACAGAACAAUCAGCUAAACC
Molecule: messenger RNA, 197 nt
Organism: Adineta steineri
Lineage: Eukaryota; Metazoa; Rotifera; Eurotatoria; Adinetida; Adinetidae
Source: the annotation of a GenBank genome assembly